Molecule: messenger RNA, 4546 nt
Organism: Solanum stenotomum
Lineage: Eukaryota; Viridiplantae; Streptophyta; Magnoliopsida; Solanales; Solanaceae
Product: putative late blight resistance protein homolog R1A-4
Biological process (GO): defense response to other organism
Molecular function (GO): ADP binding
Source: RefSeq, a predicted model, not a curated record
CGUAGUGGAGAGACCUAUUUCUUAUCUUCUACUUCCUCUUUAUGAUUUUUUUUUUUUUUUUAGCUAAAAGUUAUACUCAUAUACAUAUUACUUAACUAUUUAUUCUAGAUUAUAAGUUUCAAAAAAGUUUAAUUCCCAGUCCACAACAGUGUUCUUCAUUUCCAGUCCACAACAGUUCUAAUUCUUGUGUAACAAGGAUGUAUUUCAACAAUGAAUUGUCCGAUCUGAAAUAUAGCCUCCUUAGCAGGCUGCAAUAUUCAACUUACUCGGAUGUUGGAAGGGAUCGAAUAAAUUUCUUUCUAUGGGAGUUAAAAUUUCUUGAUUGUUUUCUCUAUUUGAAAAGGUUACCGUUUGCAAGUGAAUGCGGUAUGCUAAAUGUCUUACAGAAAAUGAUAGAAAUUUGGAAAAGUCGGUUUGAGAUGGCAAUUUAUAUAUGUAUGUAUGUUGAAAGAAUUAGUCCUUUGGAUGGAUUUGUCUACUGGAAGGAGUUAAUUUGGAAAACUAAGCAAGAAUUCAGAGCCCAAUACUCCUUUCCGAAAUCACCACUUGCAACCAACAAGGUGAUUGAUGAUGAUGAUAACUCGUGGUUUUUUGUUCCAGGACACAUGAAGGAACAAAUAGAACAAGUGUUAAAGGAGUUGAAGUUAUUGAGAUUUUUUGUCUGCUUUGUUUCAAACAAAUGUAGCAUACAGCCUCAAUACCGAUGUACUACUUUUUAUAUUCAUGCUUUAAUUGAGGCUAGCCACAUCGCAAUGGUUGUGUGGUUGCAUUUGCCAGUCUAUGGCAACGGAAAUCAAGACUUGGCUCCAAGUGAAGUCAGUCGUUUGCUUUCUGAUUUCAUGGAAAUGAAGAUUAAGUUCAUUGAGCCAGGCAUCAGCCGCAACAGUAUUUAUAUUGAUGUCCUGCAAACUUUGAAGUCAACCAUACCACAAGCUCAAAAGAAGCAUGCAGCUGAGAGUGGCAUUGUGGAGAUUCCAACAAACAGUCUGACGGUUGGUUUGAGUGAUCAAAUGGCUAACCUUCAGGAGAUGCUCUGCCUUCUAAGAGACAAUCUCAUUCAUCUGCCAAUACUAGAUCUGGAAUUUCAUCUUCAAGAUAUGGAUUCUGUUAUUCUUGAUGCCGGACUUCUUAUUUACUCAUUAUAUGAUAUCAAGGGGGAGAAGGAAGACACAACAUUGAAUGAUAUGAACCGAGCACUUGGUUUGGAUCUUCCAAGAAACAUUGAGCCUAUCAAGGCGAUGGUCUACCUUGUCAUGCAAAAGGCAUUUCAUUGUAACUUGCCAAGGAUUCAUGGACUAGGUUAUGUCGAUUUUCUAUUGAAAAACCUGAAGGAUUUCCAAGGCCGUUAUUCAGAUUCACUUGCUUUCCUCAAAAAUCAACUUCAAGUAAUUCAAACGGAAUUUGAGAGCUUGCAACCUUUCCUGAAGGCUGUUGUAGAAGAGCCACACAACAAGCUCAAGACACUGAAUGAAGAUUGUGCUACACAGAUAAUUAGGAAAGCAUAUGAGGUGGAAUAUGUAGUUGAUGCUUGUAUUAACAAAGUAGCUCCUCAGUGGUGCAUCGAGCGUUGGCUCCUGGAUAUCAUAGAGGAGAUUACUUGUAUCAAAGCAAAGAUUCAGGAAAAGAACACGGUUGAGGAUACAAUGAAGGCUGUCAUUGCUCAUACAUCAUCACAAUUGGCAAGGACUCCAAGGAUGAAUGAAGAGAUUGUUGGGUUUGAGGAUGUCAUAGAAAAUUUAAGAAAAAAACUACUGAAUGGAACCAAAGGGCAAGAUGUCAUUUCAAUUCACGGCAUGCCAGGUUUAGGUAAGACGACUUUAGCCAACAGACUCUAUUCUGACAGGUCAGUUGUUUCUCAAUUUGAUAUUUGUGCACAAUGUUGUGUGUCUCAAGUAUAUUCUUAUAAGGACUUGUUAUUGGCAUUGCUACGUGAUGCUAUUGGUGAGGGUUCUGUGCGUAGAGAACUUCAUGCCAAUGAAUUAGCUGAUAUACUUCGCAAAACUUUAUUGCCCCGAAGGUACCUUAUCCUUGUUGAUGACGUGUGGGAAAAUAGUGUUUGGGAUGAUUUAAGAGGUUGUUUUCCAGAUGUCAAUAACAGAAGCAGAAUCAUUCUAACAACGAGACAUCAUGAAGUUGCCAAAUAUGCUAGUGUUCAUAGUGAUCCCCUUCAUCUUCGUAUGUUUGACGAAGAUGAAAGUUGGAAGUUGCUUGAAAAGAAAGUGUUUGGUGAAGAAAGCUGCUCCCCUCUCCUAAGAGAUGUUGGGCAGAGAAUAGCAAAAAUGUGUGGACAACUCCCUCUUUCAAUUGUUUUGGUGGCUGGUAUUCUGUCAGAGAUGGAAAAGGAAGUCGAAUGUUGGGAACAAGUGGCCAACAAUUUGGGCACCCGCAUUCACAAUAACUCAAGAGCCAUUGUAGACCAAAGUUAUCAUGUUUUACCCUGUCAUCUUAAGUCCUGCUUCCUUUAUUUUGGAGCAUUUUUAGAGGAUAGAGUGAUUGGCAUUUCAGAGUUAACAAGGUUAUGGAUAUCAGAAUCAUUUAUAAAAAGUAGUGAAGGCAGGAGCUUGGAGGAUAUAGCAGAAGGUUACUUGGAGAAUCUUAUUGGAAGAAAUCUAGUAAUGGUUACUCAUAGGGCCAUUUCAGAUGGUAAGGUCACAGCAUGUCGCCUUCAUGAUGUAUUACUUGACUUCUGCAAGGAAAGAGCAGCUGAGGAGAAUUUUCUACUAUGGAUAAAACGGGAUCAGAGUACCAAAGCUGUUUACUCUCACAAGCAGCAUGCUCACUUAACCUUCACUGAAAUGGAUACUCUUGUAGAAUGGAGUGCGUCUUGCUCACUUGUUGGCUCUGUACUUUUUAAGAGUUAUGACCCAUACUUUCCCCGUCGUCCCUUAUCCUCUCAUGCUUUUGCAGUUUCACACAUUUUAUUAAAUUUUAAGUUUCUAAAAGUAUUGGAUUUGGAGCACCGGGUUGUUAUUGAUUUUAUUCCAACUGAGCUUCCUUACUUGAGGUAUUUAUCUGCACACAUUGAUCAGAAUUCAAUUCCUUCAAGCAUAUCCAAUCUUUGGAACCUUGAAACUCUUAUACCAAGACGUGUGAGACGUUGCACGCUACUACUACCUAGUACAGUUUGGGAUAUGGUUAAAUUGAGACAUCUGUAUAUUCCUGACUUCAGCACAGAAAAUGAAGAACCAUUACUCGAGAACUCUGCAAAACUUUAUGAUUUGGAAACCCUUUCCACUCCAUAUUUCUCUUGUGUUGAGGAUGCAGAAUUGAUGCUGAGAAAAACACCUAAUCUUCGAAAACUGGAAUGUGAAGUUGAAUGUUUAGAAUACCCCCCUCAGUACCAUGUGUUGAAUUUUCCAAUACGGCUUGAAAUACUAAAGCUUUAUCGAUCAACAGCCUUUAAAACCAUCCCCUUUUGCAUCUCUGCACCAAAUCUCAAAUACUUGGAACUCUCUCGGUUUUACCUGGAUUCUCAGUACUUAUCAGAAGCUGCUGAUCAUCUCAAGCACCUUGAGGUACUCAUACUGAGAAGCGUUGAAUUUGGUCAUCAUAGGAAAUGGAAAGUGAGCAAUGGCAAGUUCCCUCAACUCAAAAUCUUGAAACUAGAAUAUGUGUCCUUGAUGAAAUGGAUUGUAGCUGAUGAUGCCUUUCCUAACCUUGAACAAUUGGUUUUGCUUGGAUGUCAAGAUCUUAUGGAGAUCCCUUCUUGUUUUAUGGACAUCCUUUCCCUGAAGUACAUUAAGGUAGACAAGCGCAACAAGUCUGUUGUCCAGUCAGCCAGGAAAAUAAAAGAAACACAAGUUGAAGUUAAUCAAAAUAUUAAUUUCAAGCUCCACUUCUUCAAGUUUUCAGUGCAGAAAGUUGUGUUCACAUACGAUAUAUCUCAUGAAGAAGUGAUACAUAAGGGAUUUAAAAGUUUAGCCUCUUCUCCAGGGAUGCAAUCAAUUGAAAUUGAUACAAAUGAGAAGAAAGUUAUUGUGUUCGGAAAUUGGGAUGCUGAUCAAGUUCAAUUAUUUGUGGAGAAACUGAUAAACCAUGGUGUUAAAGAUAAAAAGACAUACCCAAGGCAUUUAAAAGAUUAGUUUUUCUUCCAGGGAAUAUGAAUCAACUUCAACUGAUAUGAAAGAGAAGAAACUUACUGUGACCAGAGAUGUGGUGCUGAUGAAGUUCAAUUACUUGUGGAGAAACUGAGAAAGCGUGGCAUGCUCUAACAAAAUGCUGUGCUCUGGUGAACUCAGCCAUGAUGGAUUUCCAAAUAAUGACAGGGUUGUAGUCCCAACUUGUCAGCACAAAUGUGCUAUAGUCAUGUUGUUUACUGUAAUACCAUUUCAUGACACACACACAAACAUUAACUGUGUAGUAAAGUUUUGAUGGAUCAGUAAAUCUGAGUUCAACCCAUUGUAAUCCAUUCAAAUUCAACUCAAAAAAUGCCCAUUGAGUUAUUCUUUAACAGGGUAUCCAGAAUUUGUAGCUGGAGCAAUUUGGAAUAUCACAUGGAAUUUCUUUAUGAGUUAUUUCGUUUAAUAAAAGAUUCUGUAAAACGUCC